This is a messenger RNA of Fraxinus pennsylvanica, 1326 nucleotides long. Lineage: Eukaryota; Viridiplantae; Streptophyta; Magnoliopsida; Lamiales; Oleaceae. The record is from the annotation of a GenBank genome assembly.
AUGGGAUACGACGCCGUAUUACCACUUCGUCUUACAAAGCAGCUACUGAUACUCGGACAGAUCUACAGUGGCGCAGCGGCAACAAUGGCGGCGUAUAUGAGCAUGGGAGAAGCCCACCGGCGAAUCACCGAGUACCUAAACCGAUUCUCCGACGCCGUUUCAUCUCAGGACGGAAAAUCUCUCAGCCGCCUUCUCUCCAUCACCUCCGAUUCCUCCUCCCUUCAAUUCCUCGCCGACGCCCUCAACACCUUCCAGGAUGCUAACAGAAUUAUUAGACAAUCUGAGAGCUCUCAGUAUGCAGACAUUCUAGUUCCUGUAUUUCGUGCUUUGCAGAGUUAUCGACUAAGAAAUUUGGUUGAGUCUUACCUGGCCUUUGAAAAAGCUGCCAAUGCUUUUGUUCAAGAAUUCCGAAAUUGGGAAUCGGCUUGGGCUUUGGAAGCCUUAUGUGUGAUUGCGUAUGAAAUUAGGAUUCUUGCUGAGCAGGCGGAUAAAGAGUUGGCUUCCAUAGGUAAAUCACCAGAGAAACUGAAAGGUGCUGGCUCUUUCCUCAUGAAAGUGUUUGGUGUUCUUGCUGGAAAAGGACCAAAACGUGUUGGAGCUUUAUAUGUAACGUGCCAGCUAUUUAAAAUUUAUUUCAAACUGGGCACUGUCCACCUAUGUCGCAGUGUGAUAAGAAGCAUUGAAACAGCUAGGAUUUUCGACUUUGAGGAGUUUCCUGCCAGGGAUAAGGUCACCUACAUGUAUUACACUGGUCGUUUGGAGGUGUAUAAUGAGAACUUUCCAGCUGCUGACCAUAAAUUAUCUUAUGCGUUAACUCAUUGCAGUCCUCUGAAAGAAGCAAAUAUAAGGAUGAUUCUGAAAUAUCUGAUACCUGUGAAGCUCUCAAUAGGCAUCUUACCAAGGAAUUCACUUCUUGACAAGUUUAACUUAACUGAGUACAACAAUGUUGUGCUAGCUCUUAAAAGAGGCGAUCUGCGACUUCUAAGACAUGCCCUUGAAGAACAUGAAGACAGGUUCUUAAGAUCUGGUGUUUAUCUUGUCCUAGAGAAGUUAGAGCUCCAAGUUUACCAACGACUGAUAAAGAAAAUAUACAUCAUCCAAAAACAGAAAGAUCCAAAUAAAGCCCACCAGAUCAAGUUAGAAGUUAUUGUUAAGGCAUUAAAAUGGCUUGAGAUGGAUAUGGAUGUUGAUGAGGUGGAGUGCAUAGUUUCGAUUCUAAUAUACAAGAAUCUGAUGAAGGGGUAUUUUGCUCACAAGAGUAAAGUGGUGGUUUUAAGCAAGCAAGAUCCUUUCCCCAAAUUAAAUGGAAAACCUGUCACUUCAUAG